Molecule: messenger RNA, 2763 nt
Organism: Meleagris gallopavo (turkey)
Lineage: Eukaryota; Metazoa; Chordata; Aves; Galliformes; Phasianidae
Source: RefSeq, a predicted model, not a curated record
AUGUUUUCCAAGCUAAUCCGCUCCCAGAGCCUUGCUGCUCUCUGCAGAGGUGUUCAUACUUCACUGAACUCUGCUACCUCAGUUGCUACCAAAAAAACUAUUCAAGGACCUCCAUCUUCUGAUUACAUCUUCGAGCGUGAGGCGAAAUAUGGUGCCCACAAUUAUCACCCACUGCCUGUUGCUCUGGAGAGGGGAAAAGGUGUUUAUGUGUGGGAUGUCGAAGGCAGAAAGUAUUUUGACUUUCUAAGUGCUUACAGUGCUGUUAAUCAAGGCCACUGUCACCCAAAGAUUGUGAACGCUCUGAAAGCUCAAUCUGAAAAACUGACCCUUACAUCUAGAGCGUUCUAUAACGAUGUGCUUGGUGAAUAUGAGGAGUUUGUCACCAAAAUGUUCAACUAUAACAAAGUUCUUCCAAUGAACACAGGAGUGGAAGCUGGAGAAACCGCCUGUAAGUUGGCUCGCAAGUGGGCAUACACUGUGAAAGGAGUUCCAAAAUACAAAGCAAAGAUUAUUUUUGCAGCUGGCAACUUCUGGGGCAGAACAAUGUCUGCUAUCUCAAGUUCUACAGACCCCUCCAGUUAUGAUGGAUUUGGACCCUUUAUGCCAGGUUUUGAAUUGAUCCCAUACAACGACCUCCCAGCUCUCGAGCGGGCACUUCAGGAUCCCAACGUAGCAGCUUUCAUGGUUGAACCGAUUCAAGGUGAAGCAGGUGUGAUCGUUCCUGACAAAGGUUACCUUACAGGAGUACGGGACCUCUGCACAAAGCACAACGUUCUGUUUAUUGCUGAUGAAAUACAGACUGGAUUAGCCAGAACAGGGAAAAUGCUAGCUGUUGACCACGAAAAUGUGAGACCUGAUAUAAUUCUUCUUGGAAAGGCACUUUCUGGUGGCUUAUAUCCUGUCUCAGCAGUAUUAUGCGAUGAUGAAGUUAUGCUGACUAUUAAGCCUGGUGAACAUGGAUCUACGUAUGGAGGAAAUCCCCUAGCUUGUCGUGUUGCACUGGCAGCAUUGGAGGUAAUUGAAGAGGAAGGCCUGGUUAAAAAUGCAGAAAUAAUGGGUAACAUACUAAGAAAUGAGCUCAUGAAGACACCAUCUGACAUUGUAACGUGUGUCAGAGGAAGAGGACUUUUAAAUGCAAUUGUGAUUCGGGAAACCAAAGACUACGAUGCCUGGAAGGUGUGUCUGCGGCUGCGUGAUAACGGGCUCCUUGCCAAACCCACACAUGGUGAUAUCAUCCGGCUGGCCCCACCACUGGUCAUUAAGGAGGACGAAAUCAGAGAGUGCAUCGAAAUCAUUCAUAAGACCAUUCUGUCUUUCUGAACACGUGGCUUUUAAUGUACGUCUGUUGGCUGACCCGAGGUGAUCUGUUGAAAUGUGUGCGACGGAGGCCUUGCUCGUCAUGCAAACACCUUUAAUUCAUUUCGUCUAAGAGGACUUCACUCUUUAAAAUAAACAAUAAAAAGGGUGGGGAAAAAAAUAUCAAUGUCCUUAAAUGAACAUGGCUCUAAAGAGUACAAAUAACUAUUUCAAAGAGUUCCCAAUCUUGGAGUACUUGGAAAUGAAAUGGCGAGGUUCUGUUUGCCUAGUUGGUGCUUACUGAACUGCUAAAUCAGAGUAUUUGAGGGGAGAUGUUCAUAGAAAUCUGUUUAAUUCUUGAAAAUCUUGGCCAAAGUUCAACAUAUAAAUUGAUAUAUAUUUGAGUAAGGGUGGUCUCAUAGAACUGACCAGUCUGAUGUAGUAGUCUCUCUCUCUCUCUCACAUCUGGCAUUUUUUCUCCUGGUGUAAUGUCUGAUGUGUGGAAGCACUUGCAGUUAUGGCUGAAUUUCUGUUUCUCAUUUGUAGACUUAAAAAAAAAAAAAUUCUGUAGGUUUGACAGACCAGUUGUUAUACUGGUGUACAAGCAUCAGGCUGUGUUCUGUGUGUAAAGUAUUUUGAUUGUAUAACAAGCGUUGCUAUUUUCUAGGCUGGUCUCAGUGUUUGGCUUUGCAGCCUUGUAAAAUAGAUCUGAGUAUACAGAUCUGUUUUCACUGUUAUAAAACUUUCUAUAAUCUGAAUGUUUAUAUUAAAACAUGCCUUGCAUUAAAAAGAAUGUGCAAUUUAAAUCUGCAAAGUAUUAAAAACAGCAAGCCUCACAGAAACUUGUGGUUGCCUCUGUCCAGUGCCACAUCAAGCUCUACCUUUUGCUGCAUUUCUCUCUGUCGUGAUAUGGAAGCUUUUGCUGUACUUUUUAUCCAGGAUGAGUACUUCUGUGUUUCUGUGCCUCUUGGAUCCCCAACAUUUGUGCAGCUGCAGAGCUGGCUACUAUUCUUACACUAAGUUGUUUUUUGUGUUUAUUACCUAACAGAGCUGGUUUUAGCUGAGGCUAAACCCCGAUUAAUAACUGUUUAAGCAAAAUGGUGCUUUUGCCAAGCAUAGGGGUUAAAUAUUGUCACAUAUUGGUAAUUGGAUGUGGUAAGCAAUUCUAUUUUAAUUUCAAUAAUAUUUUAAAGGCAACAGAGUAUAUAAGAGUGAACUAAUCUGCAGUUUAACAUCACAGCAUAGAUGAGUGUCUACCUUACUUUGUACAUGGAUGAAAUAAGGCUUGCUCAGUUUGGAAAGGCCUCAUUUUUGCAAGGGAUAGUGUGUCAUCGUGGGUGUUACUCUUAGGGAUAAGAAUAAAAGUGCAGAAAGGUGCUGCCUAGGAAAGCUUGCACUUCUGUCAGCUGUUUUUUGCCCUUUUAAAAAAUUUCUGUAAUAAGCAAUAAUAACCUGCAUGUAAAAUUU